AUGCGCAUAUUCUCCUCCAUUCCUGGCUUUACCUGUUUCCUACCAUGCACCACAUCCCGUAACACUCUAGUUCUUCCCAACAGCAAGCAUAUAUUCCUCUCUGCUAUAGCUGGUAUGGCGGGUGCCAUGGUACAUAUCAGAAGAUGCAUAUCUCACUUAAGUGGGGAAAUAUGUGCUUGGUGUACCCUGGAACACAAAAAGGGGGCCAGGUCGUGUGUGAGACGCACAAACGGAUAAUCUAACCCUCGCAACCAUUACGCCCAGUCCCAGCACCAGGUAGCUGGCAGGUUCGAACAGUCCAGUGGCGCAUGGACCAGGAAAGAGAGUGUUCAGAAGAUUAAGGAGAAGAAGAAGAGGAUGCUGAUGCUGCUACUGCUGCUGCUGCUGCUGCUGCUGCUGCUACUGCUGCUGCUGAUGCUACUGAUGAUGAUGAUGAUGACGACGACGACGACGAUGAUGAUGAGGAUGAUGAUGAUGAUGAUGAUGAUGACGACGACGACGACGAUGAUGAUGAUGAUGAUGAUGAUGAUGAUGAUGAUGAUGAUGAUGAUGAUGAUGAUGAUGAUGAUGAUGAUGAUGAUGAUGAUGAUGAUGAUGAUGAUGAUGAUGAUGAUGAUGAUGAUGAUGAUGAUGAUGCGAUCACUGGGACAAGGCCAAUAAACUUCAUGUUCCAGUGA
Molecule: messenger RNA, 677 nt
Organism: Spirometra erinaceieuropaei
Lineage: Eukaryota; Metazoa; Platyhelminthes; Cestoda; Diphyllobothriidea; Diphyllobothriidae
Source: the annotation of a GenBank genome assembly